Molecule: messenger RNA, 1389 nt
Organism: Colletotrichum fioriniae
Lineage: Eukaryota; Fungi; Ascomycota; Sordariomycetes; Glomerellales; Glomerellaceae
Source: RefSeq, a predicted model, not a curated record
AUGGCCGGCCCCGUGGACGCCCGUGACGAGAGCGCAAAGCCUCAGUCCUCGACCGCGCCGACGUCGACGUGGGCACGCAUUCGUAUCAAGGCAGUCAAGAUUUUCAAGCUCGUCUUGGCGCAAUGGCUCGUUAUCGGAGGUGGACCGAUCAGGUCAGAGUACACCAUCAUCUACGGCGGCAUCGCCAUCAUCUUCCUCGUCAGCGGGCUACAACUCUCGCAUGCGAAGCUGAGGCAGAACGUAGCCAACUGGCGGUUGCAUAUUAUUGUUCAGGGGAUCAGCUUUAUCGUCAUCCCCGUGAUCCUACUAAUUAUCGUUCACAUCAUCAUCGCAGCAGGCGGCCUCCGCACCCAAGCCCUCUCAACCCCCAUCAUCGUGGGCAUGGUCGUCGCCUCCUGCCUCCCGACGACAAUCGCCUCCAACGUCGUUAUGACCCGCGCCUCGGGCGGCGACGACGCCGCCGCCAUCAUCGAGGUCGUCAUCGGCAACGUGCUGGGCAGCUUCAUCUCUCCUGGUCUGAUUUACGGCUUCAUCCCCAAGACGCCCGAGUUCGCCGACUGGCAGCCUGCGAAUCCGAGUACCCUGGGCGCCAUGUACGCCAAUGUCCUGAAGCAGUUGGGUCUGAGUGUUUUGUUGCCGUUGGCUGUGGGACAGGUUGUGAGGUGGUUUUGGGAGAAGAAGGUCGAUUGGGCGCUGAGGACGUUUUAUCUUGCCAAGGUGUCGACGUUUUGUCUUAUUCUGCUUGUUUGGACAACCUUCUCAGCAGCCUUCAAGACAGGCGCCCUCUACGUAACCCCCCACCCCUCCAUAAUCUUCAACGUCUUCAUGAACGUUGCCCUCUACGCCCUCUUCACCCUCAUUUGCUUCUACGCCGCCCGCCCUCCCUUAGCGCUCUGCAACGCAAUCAACCCCCGCCUCGCCGACUCCCGUCCCCUGCAGUCCCGUUGGGUGCCCAACUUCCUCCGGCGUGCCCUGACAGUCCGACAGCUGCCGAGGGAGCAGAUGAUUGCCGUAUGCUUCUGCGGCGCGGCCAAGACGACGUCACUUGGUAUUCCUUUGGCGACGGCUAUGUGGACGCAGUCGGAUGAUUUGACGAGGGCACUGAUUCAGAUUCCGGUAUUGUUGUAUACUAUUGAGCAGGUGUUUAUGGCGCAGAUUUUGGUGUAUGUUUUCAAGUGGUAUUUGAGGCGGGCUGCUAAGGCUGAGGGGGAUGAGGAAGGGGGCAGUGUUGGGUCUGGGGGUGUGAGUGUAGCUGGGCAAGGGAGGGGGGAGAAAGAGGGAGAUCGGUCGUCCGAGAAGUCAACUGGCGAGAGGGAUGACGAGAAGAAGGGCGGAGAGGUCAAGGACGGGAAUAAUGUAGUGCCCGUCAAGACCAUUUCUGAGACAUAG